Molecule: messenger RNA, 612 nt
Organism: Fonsecaea nubica
Lineage: Eukaryota; Fungi; Ascomycota; Eurotiomycetes; Chaetothyriales; Herpotrichiellaceae
Exons: 1
Coding region: 1-612 (203 amino acids)
Source: RefSeq, a predicted model, not a curated record
AUGCCCGAAGCACUAGACCCCAAAGAAGUCCAAUCUGGGAUCGAUCCCUCGGUUGCAAAACAAUAUGACGAUCAGACUCCUAAAGCCGACCAGUGGAAAGAACUCUACGAGCUCAUCGACGGCAAACAGACGAGCAUGUUAAACACAUACCGCGAGGGAGUUGGGCCCGUUGGCCGGUCGAUGGCUGUGGCCAAACGCUCCGGGCCGGAUAUCCUGUACCUCGCAAACAAAAACUCGCAGAAAUUCCAAGACCUGGACAAGAACAAGGAGGUGCAGAUCACUAUCCAAGACAGCAAGACCCAGGACUGGAUCUCCAUCAGUGGCACCGCGACAACAGCCAGCAACGACGAUCCGAGGAUCAAGGAGCUCUACAGCUCAACAGUCAGCGCUUGGUUCGGAGACUUGAAGGACGGUGUCCACGACGGGACAUGGAAAGAUCCGCGCAUGAGUCUGAUCGAGAUCAAGAGCAAGUACAUUGUGUAUUGGAAGAAGGAAACCUCGAGCCUCGGGUUUUUGAAGGAGGUUGGAACAGCAGCCUUGACUGGGAGUGUGGCUCAAACUGGUGUCCAUCGAGAGUUGACAGAGGAAGACAUUAAGAAAGAGCGUGUGUGA